AUGCCCAAAUGCCAUGUUACUUCGGAUUUCAAGAUUGCACAACAAACCCGGGACAUAUUCCUGAUAACUGCACCUUGUGCUGGGAGGUACUCGGCAUCGACUCUCCUUAUCGACUACUUCCUUGCGGUCAUAUCUUUCAUCUACCCUGUAUUGACCAAUGGCUCCUAUCUGAGGAUGCCAGCUGUCCUCUUUGUCGGCAUAAAUUUUACUAUUUGA
This is a messenger RNA of Penicillium antarcticum, 216 nucleotides long. RefSeq lists its product as uncharacterized. The coding region runs from base 1 to 216 and encodes 71 amino acids. Lineage: Eukaryota; Fungi; Ascomycota; Eurotiomycetes; Eurotiales; Aspergillaceae. The record is from RefSeq and is a predicted model, not a curated record. The transcript has 2 exons.